Messenger RNA from Penaeus monodon (black tiger shrimp), 2953 nucleotides. Its product is annotated as vegetative cell wall protein gp1-like. Bases 140 to 1618 code for a protein of 492 amino acids. NCBI's taxonomy places the organism in Eukaryota, Metazoa, Arthropoda, Malacostraca, Decapoda, Penaeidae. The record is from RefSeq and is a predicted model, not a curated record. The transcript is spliced from 10 exons.
GAUCGUUCAUGCAGUAAAGUGAUGCGUUUGAUUCGUCGCACUACGCCAGAUUAAUGACAGGUGACCAAGAAUAAGAUGAUUUACGAGUGAUGACCCCAACGGACACUUGACCCCAGGGCCAGCAGAGACCAAUGACACCAUGUUGGACUGCGCAAAGCUGUUCUGCUGGACAUGCACGACACUUGCUCAUAACUACGACAUAUAUGACUUCAUUGGUACCAGCAAACCAUCAUCCAAUGGUGGGUCUUACUCCAGCAAUGGAGGAGGCGGAGGGAGCUUGGGCAGCGGAGGUGGGAUGAUGAACGGAGGCGCCCCACAGCUGGGUGGGCUCUUCACAGGGGGAAUGCCAAAGCUUAAGCCGACUGGGAGGGGCAUAGGUGCCCACAGUUCUUCUGGAGGCAGAAGUGCUCCCUUAUUACCUCCAGGGAGAAAACCAGCUCCCAGCAUUCCUGAUCAUGACGUGUCUGGUGACUCAGAGCAGGCGACUGACAACAGUAGUAUACCACCUAGUCCUAAGCCCAGUAGUAAGAGUAGUCCAGCCCCACCUCCUCCCCCUGCAUCGAGAAAACCUAACUUUUCUAAUGAUCGGCAAGCAAGGGGACCUCUGCCGGAUCCCCCCAACCCUGCCAGUAAGCCUUCAUCCCUAAAGCCUUCACCGCAGGAUGUGAUACCAACAUCAGCCCCUUCCAAAGCUGGUCAUCCAACCCUUCCAAGUAAACCAAAUUUAGUGAUUAAACCAAGUGUUGGAAACAAGCCAGCGCCUCCUAAACCCCCUAGCUCAGUAAAACCUUUACUACCACCUAAGUUACCUGUAGCACAGCCUAAUGGGAACACUCCAGUGAGUAGACCUGCAUCAAGAACAAGUAGCAUGAAGGAAUACAGAAGUACAAGUGAAAUGGAUUUCUCAGACCAGAAUGAGUAUUCAAAGGAAGACAUGCUCUCAUCAAGUAUGGCACGGACCCUGCCAGCUCAUCACCAUAAGCAAGCUCCCGGUGGACCACCCUUUGGGCACGGCUCCAAUCGCUCUGUGACCGUUGGCCGAAUGGCUGGUUCAAACAUUGUCAGAUCCAUGACGCGUGCACCAGCAGAGCGACCGCCACCCCCACCCAGUAGACCAAGCGUACCCGCACCUCCGCCUCCAAACCAGCCACCUCCACCGCCACCUCACCGGCAAGGACCUCCUCCCCCACCCACUGCAAAGCCUGAGCCUCCAAGCAUAGCACCCCCUCCACCACCUCCAAAUAGAUUUCAGUCAGCGCGCCCUUCAGGUGGUGAUUUUGAAAGCAAAUUCCAGUUUCACGGGGCGCACACAUUCCCCUUGCCCCUUGUGUACCAGAACUGCACCAAGACGUACCCCAGCAGGAAUGAUAUUCCUUUCUAUCUUCAUAGUUCAUAUUUACAACUACAAAGUGCCAAACCUGCCAGUCAGCGCCGUGCCCCACCUCCUCCUCCAGGACCUCACCCUUCAUCAGCUUCCAUAAGCAAUACAUCUUCACAGUCCUCAUUGCAUCGUUUCCCAACCAAUACACACACUUCUCCUCCUCCACCACCACCUCAUGCUCCUCUUCAUCUACAAGUUGGUGCAAAAAUGUAUGGAACAGAGGCUUCACACUGCUAGGAUAUGCUUGUCUUGUCAACAAUAUGGGCCAGUGUACUGCAAAGCCAUUCUGUCUGUGAAUUGUUAAAUGUCAUUCUUAUGUUUUAUGUUUUUUUUGUCUGUCUAUUUUGUCUGGUGUCUUCUGACCUAUUCAAAAUAUAAUUGACAUGAUUGAGGAAAAUAUUGAUUAUUUAUGAUUAUUUGAUGAAAUUAUAAAAUGUGACAGAUGGGAGGUUUGCUUCUCUGGGAUAUGUGAAUUAAUAAGCCAAAGCUAAUAGUAGUCCAAAAUGGAUAAGAACAUUAUAUGGUGAAGGGUUGAUUUUAUGCUGUACUGACAGUGGUAUUCCAUGUGAAGUUUCUGACAAGAAAGCCUGAUUCUCUGUUGUUGCAUUGAUUUUUUUAGGCCAAAUUUUCAUGAGAUAAAUGACUUGGAUCACACUGGCACUGUAUGUGUAACAAGAGAACCGCAAAAAAGUGCCUUCUGUACAUUUUGUCUUCAGAAUUUUUCCACUUAAACAGCGUUUAGGACCCACUUGUUGAUAUUGACCACAUGUGAUUAAUGUGAUAAAACACAACUGUUAGAUGGAAGUUAAGGGGGUUGCCAAUAUUCAGGUAGCAGGUGCAGAUAUUUGAAUAUAAACUAACCCCACUGCUAAGAGUGUGCAAUAUUUUCCGAGAGCAGAAUACCUUUAGCUGGAUAAUCAUCAGGGAAAGUAUCCAGAAAAGGGACUUCCUAAACCUUUUACUGAGUGCCAAGCUUCAGGUUACUCCUGUUUAUUAUUGUAAAUAUUGUUGAUGUUCAUACAAAAUAUCUGCUCAUAUUUGGUAAGUCUUUGGAAUGUUAUGCCAGAAAAAAGAAAAGAAAAGAAAGGAAAAAAAAGGUAGAUGAGUACAAGGUUAUCAAUUUUUUUUAUUUUUAUUUAUAAGGUCUGGCUCCCACUAAUUUGCUUUAUGUAUUUUUUAUACUUAUUAUUGCCAUUUAUUAUUGUUGUUAUUAUUAUUUUUAUUAUUAUUUGUUUAAUUUUUUUACUUUUAUUUUUGUGCUGUUAUUAUCAUCAUUAUCAUUAUCACUUGUGAUUUUCAGCAUCUUUCAGUACCACAGUCAUCGUCAUCAUUACUCAUAUUAGUGGUAUAUUGGUAUCAUUAUCAUCUUCAAAAUUUAGAUCCUUGUAAAUUUGAUUUCAUAUACUUUUUUUAGCAUUUUAUAUCAAGGCAAAUAAUCAAAUUAUCGUGUUAAUCUAAUAAGAGGAAAUAAAAAAAGCCAUUGUGCCAUGAAGAUAAUGUAGUAUUUAUGAAUAUUUUUAACCCAUUCCUGACGGGUGGCAUGUUCGCACAUGCCAUGGCAUGGCGGGACUA